Adelges cooleyi (spruce gall adelgid) is the source of this 1630-nucleotide messenger RNA. It is a transcript of the gene Rpt1, whose product is annotated as 26S proteasome regulatory subunit 7. The transcript has 8 exons. The record is from RefSeq and is a predicted model, not a curated record. Gene Ontology annotation, molecular function: ATP binding; ATP hydrolysis activity; proteasome-activating activity. Lineage: Eukaryota; Metazoa; Arthropoda; Insecta; Hemiptera; Adelgidae. The coding region runs from base 162 to 1472 and encodes 436 amino acids. Gene Ontology annotation, biological process: proteasome-mediated ubiquitin-dependent protein catabolic process. Gene Ontology annotation, cellular component: proteasome regulatory particle, base subcomplex.
AUUAUACCUAUACAUUUUUAAAAUCAGCAAUUCUGUAAUAUUCGCCAAUAGACGUUUGAUUAUUUUCGUUUGUCAUUUUCAAACUUACAACAGCUCUUGUCUCGAGUUCGUUUUAAAUUUUUACUUUAGAAAGUACCUCUACUAGUCGUUUGUCGUUCAAGAUGCCUGAUUACUUAGGCGAUGAAAUGCGAAAGGUGAAGAAAGACGAACCGGAAAAAAAAGAAGAAAAAGAAAUCAAGUCUUUGGACGAAGAGGAUAUUGCAUUGCUGAAAACAUACGGUCAAGGUCAAUGGACAAUAAAUGUAAAAGCUGUUGAAGACGAUAUUCAAAGCAUAAUUAAGCGAAUAAAUGAAUUGACCGGAAUUAAAGAAUCGGAUACUGGAUUAGCGCCGCCUGCAUUUUGGGAUCUAACUGCUGAUAAACAAACUCUACAAAAUGAACAACCAUUACAGGUGGCGAGGUGUACCAAAAUUAUAAAUGCUGAUUCAGACGAUCCAAAAUAUAUAAUCAAUGUAAAGCAGUUUGCGAAAUUUGUUGUUGAUCUCGCUGAUUCCGUAGCACCAACUGAUAUUGAAGAAGGAAUGCGUGUCGGCGUGGAUCGUAAUAAAUAUCAAAUUCAUAUUCCUCUACCGCCUAAAAUCGAUCCAACUGUUACUAUGAUGCAAGUCGAAGAAAAACCUGAUGUCACUUAUUCCGAUGUUGGAGGGUGCAAAGAGCAAAUAGACAAACUCCGUGAAGUUGUUGAAACGCCGCUGUUACACCCUGAGAAAUUCGUAAAUUUGGGUAUCGAGCCACCCAAAGGAGUAUUGUUGUUUGGACCGCCGGGUACAGGCAAGACUUUGUGUGCAAGAGCAGUUGCCAAUCGUACGGAUGCGUGUUUUAUUCGUGUUAUCGGUUCAGAACUCGUACAGAAAUACGUUGGAGAGGGCGCGCGAAUGGUGCGUGAGCUUUUUGAAAUGGCUCGUAGCAAAAAAGCUUGUUUAAUAUUUUUUGACGAAAUCGACGCUAUCGGCGGCGCUCGUUUCGAUGAUGGCGCUGGUGGCGAUAACGAAGUCCAGCGUACCAUGUUGGAGCUUAUCAAUCAGUUGGACGGAUUCGAUCCUAGAGGAAAUAUCAAAGUGUUAAUGGCUACAAACAGACCCGACACGUUGGACCCAGCCUUGAUGAGACCCGGACGUUUAGACCGAAAAGUCGAGUUUGGACUGCCCGACUUGGAAGGGCGUACUCAUAUUUUCAACAUACACGCCAGGGCAAUGAGUGUUGAACGUGAUAUUCGUUUUGAACUGUUGGCCAGACUUUGUCCGAACAGUACAGGCGCUGAAAUCAGAUCAGUAUGCACCGAAGCUGGGAUGUUCGCCAUUAGAGCACGUAGAAAAGUGGCGACCGAAAAAGACUUCUUGGAAGCUGUCAACAAGGUCAUCAAAUCAUACGCCAAGUUUUCGUCUACUCCACGUUACAUGACGUACAACUAGGUCGACGAUAAAUUAUUAUACAUAUAUAUAUAUAUUUAUUUUAUAAGUACAUAUUAUUUUGUUAUAAUUUUAUUCAUAUCCAAUAACAAAUAUGAUUUUCUGUAUUUAUAGUCGGUAUACAUAGAUGAUACAACAGUGUGUAGAAUUUAAAUACAUUU